AUGGAUUUCACAAAGGCAGGUGUGGCAAGGAAAUUACAACUAGAGGAGCUCGAGUGCUUGAGGAUGGAGGCAUAUGAAAAUGCCCGGAUAUACAAGAAGAAUACUAAAGCCUUUCACGAUCACCACAUCCGAAGGAAGGAUUUUCAAGAAGGUGAUGAGGUUCUCCUCUACAACUCGAGGCUGCGAUUUAUGCUUGGCAAGCUCCAUUCUAGAUGGGAAGCACCCUUCAAGGUGAAAGAGAUAAAGCCCUAUGGAGUGGUAGAAUUGUUUGACCCUCAAAGUGACACAACUUUCAAAGUGAAUGGACAUAGAGUGAAAAAGUACCAUGGCUACAAGUCACCAAAAGAAGUGGAAGUGCUCCUACUUGAGGAUGCACCAAAAGGAGAGGAAGCUUAA
Molecule: messenger RNA, 396 nt
Organism: Arachis stenosperma
Lineage: Eukaryota; Viridiplantae; Streptophyta; Magnoliopsida; Fabales; Fabaceae
Exons: 1
Coding region: 1-396 (131 amino acids)
Source: RefSeq, a predicted model, not a curated record